AUGCGGCAGCCUGGCCUGCCGAUUGCACAACCCCUCGAGCACGGCCGCGGGAACGUGCUCAGGGCUGCGCCGGGGCUCUGCACCUCGCUGCGGCACCGGCCGCCCCGGCGUGGCGUGCCGCUGCCGGGCUUCGCAGGCCACGACAUUAAUGGAGCUCUGGAACCAUCUAACAUCGACACUAGCAUCCUGGAAGAGUACAUCAGCAAGGAGGACUCACCAGAUAUCUGUUUCCCUGACAUCCCUGCUUCCGCCAGCUAUGCACACCCCCAGCCCUCCAGCUCAACCACCAUCAACGCGCCUCUUGCCAGCUCCAUCGCCAAUGUGACCAACCCCACUUCCAGCGGUUCCCUCCACCUUCCUCCCCCCGGCAGCCAGAUCCCAAUCCGACAUGGUCCUCUUCUGGCCAACCCCUGUGGACCCGGCUACGGUGCUCACCUCAACUGCAAUAACAACAAUGGCAUGGUGGUGCCCAAGGGCUACCUUGGUGGCCACUGCCUAAACAACGUGGUCCCUCCAAUCAAAUCAGAGCCCAAGGCCUCCUACGCACCUGGCACUUUACCUGACUCACCCCCGGACUCUGGAUCAGAAGCCUACUCCCCUCAGCAGGUGAAUGAUCCUCACCUCCUCCGGACCAUGACCCCCGAAAACAUGUGCCACAUACCUCCCCCUUCUCGCCUGGAGCACCCUCCGCCGCCGCCUCCGCCUCCACCACCCCACCUUCAGGGCCCCCCGCCGCCGCCCCCUCACCCGCACCAGCAGCAGCACAACCCUCACUACGCCAGCCUGCAGCGAGACAUGUACAUGAAGGCUGAGCCCCUGAUGCCGCCGUACGGCAUCGGGCAGGGCAUGGCGCCUGCCGACCUCCACCAUGCCCAGCAGUCGCAGAUGCUGCACCAGCUACUCCAGCAACAUGGAGCAGACCUCCCGGUGCACCCCGCCAAGAAGCGGAAACACUCCGAGUCGCCCCCCAACACCCUCAAUGCACAGAUGCUCAACGGGCUGAUAAAGCAGGAGCCAGGUAUGGGGUCCGUGCCACUCAACCCUGACAGAGUCCAAACGCCUCCCUGGCACCAGCCGGGAGCGCUCUCACCAGGCCUGAUUCAAGACAACGACAGCUUGAAUGGCUCCUACCUGGAUCCCAACUACCAGUCCAUAAAGUGGCAGCCCCAUCAACAGAACAAGUGGGCGACUCUGUAUGAUGCCAACUACAAAGAACUCCCGAUGCUCACGUACCGCGUAGAUGCUGACAAGGGGUUCAACUUCUCAGUGGGUGACGACGCCUUCGUGUGCCAAAAGAAGAAUCACUUCCAGGUCACGGUCUACAUCGGCAUGCUUGGAGACCCCAAGUAUGUGAAGACCCCCGAGGGCCUGAAACCCUUAGAGUGCUUCUACCUGAAGCUGCACGGAGUGAAGCUAGAGGCCUUGAACCAGUCGAUCAAUAUAGAGCAGUCACAGUCUGACCGCAGCAAGCGGCCCUUCAACCCUGUCACGGUCAACCUGCCUCCAGAGCAGGUCACCAAGGUCACCGUGGGGCGGCUGCACUUCAGCGAGACCACAGCCAACAACAUGCGGAAGAAAGGCAAACCCAACCCAGACCAGAGGUAUUUCAUGCUCGUGGUAGCCUUGCAGGCACACGCGCAGAACCAGAACUACACGCUGGCAGCCCACAUCUCUGAGCGCAUCAUCGUCAGAGCCUCUAACCCCGGCCAGUUUGAGAGUGACAGCGAUGUGCUCUGGCAGCGGGCACAGCUCCCUGAUACCGUUUUUCACCACGGCCGGGUUGGCAUCAACACAGACCGCCCCGAUGAAGCCCUCGUGGUCCACGGCAACGUGAAGGUCAUGGGCUCGCUGAUGCACCCUUCAGACGUCCGAGUGAAGGAGGACAUCCAGGAGGUGGACACCACAGAGCAGCUGAAGAGGAUCUCCCGUAUGCGGCUAGUACACUACAACUACAAGCCCGAGUUUGCAGCCACGGUGGGCAUUGACAACACCUCUGAGACGGGCGUCAUUGCUCAGGAGGUAAAGGAGAUCCUCCCUGAAGCUGUGAAGGACACCGGGGACCUGGUCUUUUCCAAUGGGAAGACCCUUGAGAACUUCCUGGUGGUGAACAAGGAGCGCAUCUUCAUGGAGAACGUGGGAGCCGUGAAGGAGCUGUGCAAACUGACAGACAACCUGGAGACCCGCAUCGAUGAGCUGGAGAGGUGGAGUCACAAGCUGGCCAAGCUCAAGCGGCUGGACAGUAUGAAGUCAACCGUGAGCUCUGGGGCGUUCAGCCAAACUGGAAGCCAGUUCAGCCGUGCGGGAAGCGUGCCCCACAAAAAGAGACCCCACAAAGUAGCCAGCAAGUCACCGUCGGUUGUCCCCGAACAGGCCUGCAUCAGCCAGCGCUUCCUGCAGGGCACCAUCAUUGCCCUGGUCAUCAUCAUGGCGUUCAGCGUGGUGUCCAUGUCCACGCUCUACGUGCUGAGCUUGCGCAGUGAAGAGGACCUUGUGGAUAUCGAUGGGUCAAGCCAAAACUUUGAUAAAACACAGAUGGUGCGAUCCACAGCUGCGUCGGACGGAGCCAGUGGCAGGACCCCCACGCACCAUGUCACAGAGGACGCGCGUGACUUAGUCGCCGGCUCACCUGGUCACAGCGUGCUAGCCUGCUUCAGCCCACCGUGUUUCUCCAUGUGCUGCUCUGCUGCUCCCACCAAUGUCUCCUCUGUUGCCCUCUCUGAGACCAGCCCCACUCAUGCCACUAACCGGACAGACCAAAGUCAGACCUCGCUCCUGCCAGUGACAAAUAUCAAAGCCAAAUCCAGGGGCAUCACCGGGAAAGCGACCUCCUACACCAAGUGGCCAAAGACACCUGACAGGUCUCAGAGCUUCGGCAGCCCCAAUGCCAGCCCCUCCUCCCCCUUCACCCACAUCCAGGGCAAAUCCAAGUACAUCUCCAACCUCUCGCUCUCCCGCAGCAACUCCCCGCUGGGGCAGGCCCGGCAGCGGCGCAGCAUCAAGCAGCCGGUGAGCGAGUGGCCCCGCACGGAGGAUCCCGGCACGGAUGGGCCAAGCCCAGUGCUGCACUCUGUCCGGAUCGUGGAGAUCAACAUGGCCAUCCAGUCCCAGUACUGCGCAGCCGCCGACGCGUGCAGGACUGGAAACUUCACCUACCGCAUCCCUGUCAACCAGCUCACAGCAGUGAACACCAACCUCACCCUGGAGAUGAACUCCUCCUCCGCUGUGUCCAUCUCCCUUUGUGGCCUUGUCUCCAGCGACCCCUGCCAGGAUGCUGCGAGCACGAACAGCUCCACCGAUGCCACAGACGCACAGGAAACAACGCACCGUUGGCCUCUCGUGAUGAUGUCUUUCCGGGAGUUUGCCUACCACUUCAGAGUAGCACAGCCUGGCCGAGCCAACUGCAGCACCGCUCCCGAGCAGAUGGGACACCUUUUCACUGACUAUUAUUUUCAGUUUUACUGGCUCUGUGAGUGA
Molecule: messenger RNA, 3474 nt
Organism: Pygoscelis adeliae (Adelie penguin)
Lineage: Eukaryota; Metazoa; Chordata; Aves; Sphenisciformes; Spheniscidae
Gene: MYRF
Product: myelin regulatory factor
Exons: 26
Coding region: 1-3474 (1157 amino acids)
Biological process (GO): positive regulation of DNA-templated transcription; central nervous system myelin maintenance; protein autoprocessing
Cellular component (GO): nucleus; endoplasmic reticulum membrane
Molecular function (GO): DNA-binding transcription factor activity; sequence-specific DNA binding
Source: RefSeq, a predicted model, not a curated record